Messenger RNA from Cucurbita moschata (crookneck pumpkin), 2662 nucleotides. RefSeq names its product OBERON-like protein. The record is from RefSeq and is a predicted model, not a curated record. The transcript has 8 exons. Bases 293 to 1747 code for a protein of 484 amino acids. Lineage: Eukaryota; Viridiplantae; Streptophyta; Magnoliopsida; Cucurbitales; Cucurbitaceae.
CUCACUCCUUCGUUCGGCCGUAGGAACUUUUCGCUCGAGUUCCUAACUUCCUAUGCUUCCUGCUGUGUUCUUCUACAUUUUCUUAUUCCCGCGAAAAUUAUUCGCUGCUUGAUCCUUCUGCUUUCUCCAUUCUCUCUCAACAAUGUUAUACUGUUAAGUUAUGAUUAUGAUGAAGGAAUGAUUACUGGACAAAGCAAAUCCUAAAGUUCUUUGGAUGUGCGAUUAGAUUCUUCAAGGUGAGCUUUAUGAUCUGGACGAUCGUCGUUGACUAGCUUAGGUGUGAGUGAAUGAGAUGUCAAGGGAUCCAGUGGAGCCUGAAGUUCUUGAGAAUAUAAAUUGCAUCACACCUAAGUUAAAUAAAAGUGAUCUGGUCCUUAGGCCAGUUUCUGAAGAUGAAGGAGGGGAGGGUUUGCCAUAUGCUCCUGAAAAUUGGCCCAAUCCCGGUGAUAACUGGAGAUGGAGGGUGGGGAAGAGAGUUGCUAUAACUGGCCAUUUUCUGGAUAGGUACCUUUAUCCUCCUUGCCGUCUUGGUGUUCCUGAGAACACAUCUCAUAGAGGGCAGCUUCUUGCAAGCAAGCUUUCAGUUGAAAGAUAUAUCCAGUCUGUGAACCCUAAUGUAAACGUUGAUGCAUUUUUUGCCUCAUUCUGCUGGAAGAUACCAGCAAAAAAGUUGGCCUCAGCGCAAGGUGUGCGAGGAAGACAAGAUCCAUGCCCUCUUCCCUCAAAAGAGACGAAAGAAUGCACAGCAUCUGAUUCCCAGAUUCUGGGUUGCAAGGCUGGAAAUAUAAACUGUAAUAGUUUAUCUCUUGUAGCAAACCCAUCUUUAUUAAAAUCAAUGUCCUGUGAUAUUUGCUGCAGCGAAUCUUGGUUUUGCCGUGAUUGCUGCUGUAUACUUUGUUCCAAGAUUAUAAACAUGACCAGGAAAAGUUAUAGCUAUAUUAAAUGUGAAGCAAAGGUAGGUGAUGGGGAUAUUUGUGGACAUCAUGCUCAUAUAAAAUGUGGUCUCAAAUCAUAUAUGGCUGGGACAGUUAGGGGGAGCAUUGGAUUGGAUGCUGAGUAUUAUUGUCGACGUUGUGAUGCUAGAACAGAUUUGGUAUCACAUGUUGAAACAUUUUUGCAGUUAUGUCUAUCAACCGAUUGUUGUGAUGACAUUGAGGAGUUCUUAGGCAUUGGUUUCCGCAUUUUGCGUGGUUCACGCAAAGUGAGAGCGAAGGAAUUGUUGAGACAUAUUGAAGUGAACAUUGCAAAGCUUAAAACUGGGACUUGCUUGGAAGAUAUAUGGAAGAUGGAUGAAGACAUCUCAGCGAAUUGCACUGAUGCAAAUGGUAGCGCGAAUUCUACAGAAAGUUCUCAUGACACUUCAGACUCCUUUAUAAGCUCAGAAUGGACCAUGUCCACCCCUUUCGAUUAUUGGACUGAAUCCCUAAAACUGGAAGACGAGAUUGAACAGGUUCUGCAGGCACUGAAGAGAUCACAAGAGUUGGAGUACAGUUUGGCAGAAGAAAAGCUUCUGUUACAUAAAAAUUAUCUACAUAAUCUAUUUCUGCAACUCGGCAAGGAACAAACUGAACUCAGACCUCGAACAUCAUCAACUAGACAAAAGGUCUUUCAGAAUAAUGUAACAAAUAGAGUGGAUCAAAUAAAACGAGAAGUAAAGAAACUGAAGAGAAUGGAAAAGGUUGCUGAUGGAUUUGGACGAACUCCUAAAGAUAUCCUGAAGGAGGACUUUGGUUUUGAAGUUGAUUAGACAGACAUGGGCACCAUUGGCCAUUAUGAUUCAUUUAGCCUUUAUAUAGUCAGGCUUUAUCAGGUUUUUACUGUGUAUCAUAUGGCUUCACAUGAAGCGAGGAUAUCGAAAAGGCGUCAACUUCUCAACAAGCUGGAUUCUGCAAUCAAAAUACCGAAACUAUGGAGUUAUGGAGUUACUGAAAAAGUGUAGAGUAGAGAUAUCUUGGUGCAUUACCCUCUGUUUUCACGAUGAACAAAUGAGAUCAAUUAUGUUUUGAAUUCUUGAGAACAUUGGACCUCUUCUCAGAUAAAUUUCCUCGUCUCCACUGGUUGCUCGAUGGAUUGCUUGUCAUUGGCUUCUAACUCAGUAAGGAUCCUGUCUCUGGUUCAGGCUUCUUAUCGCUGCUUGCGGAAGAGUGCUUCAAUUUUCUAUCCAUCCUUGUGCAAUACAACACACGAGUACAAAUUCAAGGAGUCCAAACAUGACCCACAUGAACGAACAUUAAAAAGACAAAGAUAUCAAGGAGCAUUGCAUGCAGGCAGUCGUUUCCCAAAUGAACAGAUGAACAAUCAAAGGGAAAAAUGGCAGAUACGAAAAGGCUUAAUAAAAGAAGGUUUUGUGUAAAUUUUUGCGCCACAUUAUGGUUGUAACUUUCAAAACCAUAAAGUAAGGAGCAUACGAACACAUAGGACCCAUAAAUGGACAAGAAAGAAGCAAUACAUUCCAAGCCAAGAUUAUUAUCACAAGUGCUUCAGAACAUGGCUAAACCACUAACAAAAUGCGUUGGCAAAUGGCUAUCCAAUAAGGAAAUCAAAGCAAAGGGAGAGCAUGAAAACAACAUCUUCUGUGUAGAACUAUCCAGUUGAGCUAUCAAAUGAAACCCAUAUUUCAAACAUGGGUUACUCAACUCGAGCUGGUGUUACGUUUUUGCAA